This is a messenger RNA of Paramuricea clavata, 1545 nucleotides long. The record is from the annotation of a GenBank genome assembly. NCBI's taxonomy places the organism in Eukaryota, Metazoa, Cnidaria, Anthozoa, Malacalcyonacea, Plexauridae.
AUGAAUUUUAACAUUUUAACCUUACUUUUGUGGCUCAUUGGCACAAUUUUGGUUGGUUUUAUAUGUCUGGCCUUGUGUUUUAUGCUAUACUUGCAUCAUGUACACAAAAGCAGCGCUCAUUUGCCAGGACCACCGCGUUCAAGCUUCAUAUUUGGCAACCUUCCUGACUUUUGGAAAUACAAGAAAGCGACGGGCAAAACGAUGAUCGAAUAUGUGACGGAAAAACGACUGGAAUAUGGACCAAUCUUUUUGAUGACUUAUUUUGACAAAUGUGUAGUCUACCUUGGGGACCCAAACUAUAUUAAAGAAGUAUUCAUAAACAACCAUACAUAUCUACGUAAGCCUCCCUUUCUUUACGAUAAAAUGGCGUUUGUAUUUGGCGAGAGAGGUCUAGGAUACGGAAUUGUUACAAAUACCGAUGAGUUAUCCUGGCAUAAGAAACGGCACAUUAUGAAUCCCGCUUUUCAUCGGAAAUGCUUGAAAGAUUUCAUGACGAAUUUCAACAAUGUUUCCGAUAGAUUUUUGAUUCGCAUGACCGAGGUAGCUGUGGGUGGUAAACCUGUCAGUAUGAUAGAAGAAUUUGCAAAAGCUACACUCGAAACUAUUUGUGAAGUUUCGUUUAAUAUUAAUACGAACGCGAUCAAGAAUCCUGAAUCCAUAUUUUCGUCCGCAAUUCGCAACUAUCUCAGGGGGGCAGAAGCAAACAUUGAAUAUCCCAUCAGCUCGAUAUUCUUGGGAAUUUUUCAGUUUAAGCUAUUCCAGAAAACUUCCCAAGGAGUUCAAAUAAAUGCGGCACGAUUUCUUCGAAAAUUUGCUUCAGAUUGCAUCGCCGCUCGAAUGAAGGACAUUGCUGAAAACAAGGAUGUACCCAACGAUUUGAUGAAUCUUUUGAUUAACGAUGGUAGUUUAACAAGAGAGGAGAUCGUUGACGAAUUCAUAACCAUCUUAAUUGCUGGCCAGGACACAACAACAAGUUCACUGGCAUUUACAUUAUAUGAAAUUCUCAGUAACCCCCAUGUUGAAGCAAAGCUUUUGAAUGAAAUCAAAGAAGUUCUUGGUGAGCGAGAAGAAGUUAAAUUUGAUGAUUUGGCAAAACUCAAAUACAUGGGCCAAGUAUUGGAAGAGAAUCUAAGGAAGCAUCCCGUUUCUGUAGCACCUUUUAGAGUUUUGGAAGAAGAGAUCACAGUGGCGGGUUAUCGAAUACCAAAAGGAAACUGGGUUGUUGGCAGUUCCCUGAUGUUUGGUAUGAACCCAGAAAUCUGGAAAGAUCCCGAAGUUUUUGACCCAGAAAGAUUUGCAGAUGCUGGAAAUAUCCCAAACCUGAGCAUGAUACAUUUUCCAUUUUCCGUUGGUCCUCGUAGUUGCAUUGGACAAACAUUUUCAAAGUUUGAGUCCAAAGUUAUCCUUGCAAAGCUGUUUCAAAAGUUUCAGUUCAAGCUUCUUCCAGAUCAAACUGAUCGAAUUGAGAGCAGGAUGUCAUUGGCACCUCGAGAUGGUGUGAUGUGUGAAGUUAGAAGACGCACUGGAAGUCCCAAUGUAGAGUGA